Messenger RNA from Myiozetetes cayanensis, 558 nucleotides. Its product is annotated as scale keratin-like. The record is from RefSeq and is a predicted model, not a curated record. Bases 7 to 558 code for a protein of 183 amino acids. The transcript has a single exon. Gene Ontology annotation, cellular component: intermediate filament. Gene Ontology annotation, molecular function: structural constituent of cytoskeleton. Lineage: Eukaryota; Metazoa; Chordata; Aves; Passeriformes; Tyrannidae.
UGCAAGAUGUCCUGCUACGACCUGUCCCCCAGCUCUGCCUGCGGCGUCCUCCGCCCCCAGCCCCUGGCUGAGAGCGGCAACGAGCCCUGUGUGCGGCAGUGCCCCGACUCCACCACUGUGAUCCAGCCACCCCCCGUGGUUGUCACCUUCCCCGGGCCCAUCCUCAGCUCCUUCCCUCAGGAUUCAGUCGUGGGAUCCUCCGGAGCCCCCGUCCUCGGAGGCUAUGGGGGAUUUGGAUCCCUGGGUUAUGGGGGUUAUGGAUCUCUUGGCUAUGGGGGUUAUGGAUCCCUGGGCUAUGGAGGUUAUGGAUCCCUUGGCUAUGGAGGAUAUGGAUCCCUUGGUUAUGGGGGAUAUGGAUCCCUUGGCUGUGGGGGUUAUGGCUCCCUGGGCUAUGGGGGUUAUGGAUCCCUGGGUUAUGGUGGUCUGUGGGGCUAUGGGGGCUCCUCCCUGGGUUCCCGGGGUCUGUAUGGCUAUGGCAGAUCCUUUGGCUUUGGCUCUUGCAGCCCUUACUCCUCCAGGUCCAGCAGGUACAGCCGCGGCAGCUGCGGGUCCUGCUGA